AUGGCUUCCAAAUCGGAAGGACCCCUGGUGGUUGGUGUUGAUGUAGGCGGCACUAAUACCGACUCGGUCCUCCUCGAUCUUUCCAGAGCAGGCACCUCUGCUGUCCUUUCAUCUCAUAAGUCUCCCACGACGACGGACGUUACGGAGGGUGUCGAAGCUACACUCACGACGCUACUCUCCAAGUCCAUCGCCUCAGGGGAGGACGCUGGAUCGCCCCCCGACCCGACCUCGAUUUCCGCUCUGGCAAUUGGUACCACGCACUUCCUGAACGCCAUUAUCCAGCGCGAUGCUUCUCUUCUCUCCAAGGUCGCUGUCAUUCGCCUCGGUUCCCACGGUUUCGUCAAGGGUGCCCUGCCCUUUGCCGACUGGCCCAGAUCUCUUCGAGGCAUUAUUGAGGGCUACUCUGCCAUCGUUCCAGGCGGCGUGAAUAUCGAUGGAAGGCUCAUUGCUCCUCUCAACGAGAAGGAUCUUCGCCUCGAAGCUCGCAAAAUCCAUGAGCUCAAGUUGCAGAAUGUUGUUGUUGUCGGUAUGGGGUCCCCAAUGGAUACAACUUACCAUCAGGAGUCUGAAGCCGGCACUAUCAUCCUGUCAGAACUCGAGAAGUUGGAUACGGACUAUGCAAAGUCCACAAAUAUUGUUCUCUCCCAUAGUGUCGCCGGUUCGGGGCUCUUAGCUCGCGAGAACGCCUCUGUUCUGAACGCGGCGAUUCUGACGUUUGCGCGCCGUACGGUGUACUCUUUCAUGCGUGCCAUGAGAAAGGUGGGACUGCAGUGUCCGCUUUACUUAACAUCGAAUGCUGGUCACCUGCUGCCAUUCAGCGAAGCCGUCAGCUUUCCCAUUCGCAUUUUCUCCUCCGGCGCGACAAACUCCAUGCGUGGAGCGGCAUUUCUCGCACGGGAAGAGCUUGCUACCAUAUCAGGCGACAAGGGUUGCGUUGUUGUCGAUGUUGGAGGGACCACCAGCGAUGUGGGUGCAUUGUUGCCCAACGGGUACCCGCGACUGAGCAAAACGUAUACCGAACUAGCCGGCGUCAAGAUCAACCUUGAUAUGCCCUCAGUCGAGAGCAUCGGCCUAGGUGGUGGCUCCAUCAUUCGAGAGGUUCGAACCGCGACUUCAUCGGUAACAAUCACCGUUGGUCCCGACAGCGUUGGUCACGACCUCACGUCUGAAGCUAUGUGUUUCGGAGGCUCGGUACCAACAGCUACUGAUGUUGCCAUCGCUUCAUCGCCAAAUGAGCUGCUCAUAGGUGAUCCAGCCCUCGUCAAACUCGACUCCACCGUCGUUGCAUGCGCUGCCGAUCGCAUCAAGAAUAUCCUUGAAGCCCUCAUAGACCGGAUCAAGCUCUCACCUGAAGACUGUACAGUUGUCCUAGUUGGGGGCGGAGCCAUUUUGUGCCCUCCAACCCUCAAGGGAGUUAAUCACAUCAUACGUUCCGAGCAUGCUGGGGUCGCCAACGCCAUAGGUGCCGCCUUGGCUAAGAUUUAUGGGACUGCAGAGGUCAUGGUAGAUGCUGAUGACCUCACCGCAGGCAUCGCCCGUGUAAUGGAUAUGGCAGUCGCUAAUGCUACAGCCAAGGGUGGUGUCUCUCGUGAGGUCACUGUCCUCAAUGAAGAGGUGGAAUGGGUGCCGUACGUCGACAACAAGAAGCUCGUGCGGAUCGAAGUCGCCUGUUCAGCAGAUCACACCCGAGUCUAUGCUGAAAUGGUGCAGUCACCCAUCAAGGAUGACGUUCUUCUCGAUUCUAUGGCCGACGGACCCUCGCCCAAGGGCAAAAAGGCGUCCACCACCGACGACACCUAUGAAGGUCUAGACUUGGCCACGUAUCGACCAAAGAUCACUCCCCAAGGCGAGUGGAUUGUGUCGCCUAUAGAUCUCAAGUUCAUCGAAAUUGGCUGCUAUGUUCUUGGCUGUGGCGGCGGCGGAUCCCCGUAUGCAUCAUAUUUACAUCUUAUGGAACUGCUCCGUGAGGGCGAACGCAUUAUCAUCACUCGUAUUGAAGAUUUGCUGGAUGAUGCUGUUCUGCCUCCAGUGGCGGCUAUUGGUACUCCAGCUGUGGGCCAGGAGCGCAUCGCGUCUGACGCCGUCUUCCAUGCUCUCCAGAGAUUGAGCAAGGAGCAAGGUAACGUCGAAUUUACGCAUCUGCUAGCUACUGAGAUUGGAGGUCGCGCAUAUCCUAACUUUGAGAUGGUCUCCCAAUACGUUAAUUCGGAGUCUGUCAAUGAGCUGCUACCUGUGGUAAUUUGCAGCGGCGACGGCCAAGACGCAAUUGUGCCGGCCGGGCAAGCAGAUGAGACGGCCGCGGGUAAAGAGAUCCGCAAGGUAUGCGCUAACUUUGGUUUCGCUGCCGGGGCCGCGGGCACGCCACUUUCUGGGGCCAGAAUGCGCCGCGACGGCAUACCGAAUACCUUCUCUCUUGCGUGGCGCCUUGGAAGGGUCGUACGACGCGCGCAGGUCGAAUCCCGGAUGGGCACUAUCACGGACGCGCUUGUUGCGGAGGCUGGCGGCGCGCGGUCCGCGAGGCGCGUGUUUACGGGUAAAAUCCGUGGCGUCGAGACGAGAAUUACGGAGACCGGCCACUCGCUCGGUGAAGUCGUGAUCGAAGGUCUCGGCGAGGACGAAGUCGAGAGUGAGGCUGAACGAGCUCGGGAAGGCGAGGGGUGGAAGGAGGUGCGGGUGCCAUUCAUGAACGAGAACCUGGCUGUAUUAGCCAAGGGAACCGAUGGCGCGCAGACGAUGCUAGCCACAGUGCCCGAUCUGAUCAUGGUGCUUGAUGUCUCAACUGGUGAAGCGAUUGGGGUACAAGAGUAUAGGUACGGGGUUAAGGUCGUGGUCAUGCUCAUGGCACCACACCCUAUCUGGGCAUCGAAGAGGGGGCUCGAGGUGGCAGGACCAAAGGCAUUCAACCUGCCGUAUGAGUAUACUUCAGAUUUGGAGUACGCCAAGCCAGCGAGCGUCAUCGACGAAUUUCGACACAAGUGA
This is a messenger RNA of Verticillium alfalfae VaMs.102, 2979 nucleotides long. RefSeq names its product hydantoinase. Gene Ontology annotation, cellular component: cytosol. Gene Ontology annotation, biological process: glutathione metabolic process. Lineage: Eukaryota; Fungi; Ascomycota; Sordariomycetes; Glomerellales; Plectosphaerellaceae. The record is from RefSeq and is a predicted model, not a curated record. Gene Ontology annotation, molecular function: 5-oxoprolinase (ATP-hydrolyzing) activity. The transcript is spliced from 3 exons. The coding region runs from base 1 to 2979 and encodes 992 amino acids.